This is a messenger RNA of [Torrubiella] hemipterigena, 3682 nucleotides long. Lineage: Eukaryota; Fungi; Ascomycota; Sordariomycetes; Hypocreales; Clavicipitaceae. The record is from the annotation of a GenBank genome assembly.
CCCCACGUUCUGUAAACCCCAUACCGCCUGUAAAAGCUUGAUAUCAAAAUUUUCAUCGACACUGUACAUCACAUUUCUUCACCACGCUUCCGCCCAUUUCAAUAUAAUUUUGACCAAAAGAAGCCUUAUUAAUAAUAAACAAAAGGCAAUUUAUAAUUGACUAUAAAGAGCCACACCAUGGAGGACUUUACUGAGCAGACGGCGCAGUUCCUCGCCUGGUUCAAGGCCCUUCCCGGCGCCACCUUUUCCGAUGCCAUCUCUCUAGUCGACCUUCGCCAGCAAGAGGCUGGUCGCGGUAUUGUCGCCGUCAAGGACAUUGAACCCGACACCGUCCUCUUCACCAUCCCCCGCAAGAGCAUCAUCAAUGUCGAGACAUCUACCCUCCGCGAGCUUCUCCCUACUCUGUUUGAAGAAGCAGAAAUGUCUUCUGAUGAAGAAGAAGAGGAAGAUGACCACGAGGACUCUGAUGAGGAAAUGGGCUCUGGAGAUGAAGACGAAGACGAAGAACCCCGCUUCGACUCGUGGUCAUCGCUCAUCCUCAUCCUCAUCUACGAACACCUCUCUCCUUCGUCCGCAUGGAAGCCGUACCUCGACGUCCUCCCUACCAGCUUCAACACACCCAUGUUCUGGGACGCUGCUGAGCUGCAGCAUCUACAGGCCAGCGCCACCGUCGGCAAGAUUGGCAAGGCCCAGGCUGAGCGCAUGUUCUCCAAGCUCAUUAUUCCUGCGGUCCGCGCUAACCCCAAGGUCUUUGCUGGCGCCGAAAAGUACUCGGACGAUGAUCUCAUUGCCCUGGCCCACCGCAUGGGCAGCACCAUCAUGGCCUACGCCUUUGACCUCGAGAAUGAGGACAACGAGGACGACGAAGAGGACGGCUGGGUCGAGGACCGCGACGGCAAGGCCCUCAUGGGUAUGGUCCCCAUGGCGGACAUGAUGAACGCUGAUGCCGAGUUCAACGCCCACGUCCACCACGGCGAUGACACUCUCACCGUCACCUCGCUCCGUACGAUCCGUGCCGGCGAGCAGAUCCUCAACUACUACGGCCCCCAUCCUAACAGCGAGCUCCUCCGCCGCUACGGCUACGUGUCGGACUGCCAUGCCCGUCAUGACGUCGUUGAGGUAUCGUGGUUCUUUAUCGAGCAGGCCGCGUCCAGCGUUCUAGGGCUACACAUGGAAGCUCUCGAGAAGCUACAUGAGGCGCUGGAGGAAGAAGAAGAGCUCGAGGACACCUUUGUCAUUGAGCGCAACAUCGAUCUCACCCCUGAAGGGUUGUUUGACGAGGACUCUGCUACUGCUACUGCCACUAUCCCCGAAGACCUCAACGAGCAGCUCAAGUUCCUCCUCAAGACAGUCAAGAAGCAGAACCCGGCUCUUAUUGAAGACAAGCGCAAGCGCGAUGAAGUGCACAAGCAGAUCCUCCGACUCACCGUACAGGCUCUGGCGUCGCAGUAUCCUACGUCGGCGGCAGAGGACCAGCGUCUGCUGAAUCAAGGUGUACAGGGCCGCGAGAGACUCGGUGUUAUUGUGCGCUUAGGCGAGAAGAAGAUUCUUGAAGAGGUUGCUGCGUCGCUAGAGGAUGGUGAUGAUGCGCCAGAGUCGUCUCCUAAAAAGGCGCGCGUUUAAACAAGGAAAAGCAUGAGUAUUUGUUUAUAGCGGUUAUGAAACGAAAGAAAAAGGAGUUGGCAUGACAUAGAUCAUUAUGAAUAGAACAGAUGCGAAGAUGAGGCAUGAUUAGGAAAAAGUUCUGUUUUUUUGUCUAUUGCCUGCACGUUACAUAAAGGGGCCACAUGAGUCUGAGCUGUAGUACAUUUCUGAUAACAGAUAUAACAAAAAUGCGGUCGGUUUUGAUUUCGAAAGGAUUACCGUUUGCAUGAGCGCGAUGGUAACGUUAUACGGCGUCGGGCAAGCGGACGGCAAUGUCGCCGGAUUGUGUAAUGUAUCGGACCCAUGGUAGUGAAGGGUAUUGCAGCUGUGAGCGUAGUUGUUAGUUCAUGUGUGAGGGGGCUAGGUCGCAGAAAAUAACGUACCUUGGGCUCGGUAAUCUUGAGGUAGCGGACCUGGAUACCAGAUGUUGUAAAGUAGGGAAUCUCAAACUUGACCUGGAUGGGACGCUUGGCUCCCUUGCCGCCGACACCACCCAUGCUGCCACCAAAGCCGCCGGUCAUGCCACCACCGACCUCGUCGUCACCGCGGACACUGGGAAGGCCAAGCUCGGCGCGCAUCAGGAACUCCUUGUUGCCACCAAACUGCUUAAUCUUCCAGACAAUGGCGCUCUGCUCGGGAGCAUAGUGGACAGAGCCAAUGUUGGUGCGGAAGCGCGGCGAGUCGGCGUCGUCGGGGACAGGCACGAUGAUUUCGACAUUGUUGGCCGUGCUGCGGCGCUUAAACUGCGAGCGCGCCUUGAGCAUGUACUCGAUGCGCGAGCCCGAGUGCGACUCCACGGCGCACUCGACCCAGAUGAGCGGCUUGACGUGCGUGUUGAGGCGGUACGACAUGAGUUCGAACUCGCCGUCGGGCGGGAUAAAGGAGAUGGUGCGGUCGUUUUCGAAGCGUGCUAGACGUACACACUGGUGGAACUUGACAUCCUCCAUCUCAAUCGACUUGCCUCGUGUUGUGCGGCCGGUCGUCUCAAACAUGACCUUGUCGUUAAGGCCGAGUCGCAGCUCCGGCAUGCCGCUCAGGUAACACUUCAUCUUGAUGGCGCCUAGAAUUUCACUGCGCAGCACGUUGCCGUUGGAGCUGACCAGCAGGUUGAGACUUUCCACCACAUCCAGGAACACUUCGUUUUUGCGGUAUCGGAUGCCUUCGGAUCGCCAUGACACGGCGUUGGUCACGGCAAUGGGCGGGCGGGCUUGGAUCUCUAGCUUGUGUGAUUCUUGCGUAAUGUACUCUUGCAAGAUCUUGGACUCAGUAGUUUGCGGGUAACCAAAGUCCAUCAUCUCGUCCAACAAUUCGUAAAUAAUGACAAAGUUAUCGCGGAUAGAUUCCUCUUCGAGGGCUUUGAAGUAUUCGGUAAAUACCUCGACCACCUUGUGAAGGAAGAGGAUGAUUUCGGCCGCGUUAGUAUUGCGCUUCGUAAGGGCGAGGAGGUAGAGGUUGUUGUGGCGGAUAUAGAGGUACUGGUAUAUAAAGCUAGGUUAGUCUACUGAUGCUCUCUGGUCAAAGGGAGCCAUGUUUCUAUAUCGAGGGGACGCACGUUGAUGCCUUCGUGGGAGAAGCAUGGCGGCACAGCCGAUGAUUCUUCUUCAGCUUCGGAUAGGAGGAUCGGGAACUUUUCGACAGCCGACAUGGGGAUAUCGCCUCUGUAGUUGCGGGCAAGCAGGGUCUAGUGGGUUGAGUCCGGUUAGCAUGGAACUCGCCAAUGGCGGCUUUUCAAGUUAUGGGGAUAUUCUCUUACCUUGCCCUUGAGAUCUAGGAAGAAUAGAGCCGACGCCAUGAUGAUUUGAGAGUGGAUGUAAUUGGCGAGGGGCAAAGGAGGGGAGGGGAGGGGAGGGGAGAUGGAUGACGACGAGAGCUGCACAGCAGGCAGCUAAGAAAAAAUCAACAAUGCGAUGCGUUGCGACUAUGGACGAGGAAAAUGCUUCUGCGUGAUUCGUUAAUGCCUGGUGCUGGCCAAUGGCAUGUCGCGUGAGCAGGAUAUCAGCUCGAGGAUGGUUGUUAGGUUGGGAGAGCUGGCCACCGC